AUGGCGGAAAAUCCUAUUCCAUAUCUGAGAGGUGUCCGCACAAGGUAUCGUAACAUUCUGGAAACAGAAAUAAUUGUAACUAGAGAUUUAUUACAAAUUGAUCCUGAAGAUGUUGAACUGUCAGAAAGGAAAGUGUCAAAGUGUCUUAACAGGUUAGUGUCUUUUAGUGAUAAACUUGAAGUGCAGAGUGCAUCAUUGGCUAAAGCUAUCGGUGAUACUGAUACCGAAUUACUUGAGACUAUAGGAAAUGACGACACCAUAUUGUGUUCGGAUGCUUUGGAUUAUCAGUUAGAACUAAAGUACUACAGAGAAAAGCUUUUGUUUAAAAAAGAUGAAGGGUUAAUAAAAACGGAAAAUUUUGGUGAAUCAGACAAUACAACAAAGCAGUUAAUCGAGCUACAGAAGAAUAUGCAAGAAUUACUAGCAACACAAUUGCAAGAGGGCAAAAGCAAAAGGGAAAAGGAAAAUUCCUCCUCAGUUAAAUUACCGAAAAUUGAAAUGAUCACAUUUAACGGCGAUAAAACAAAAUGGGUCGAAUUCUGGGACUCAUUUCAGUGUUCAGUACACAACAACAAGACGCUGUCAGAUGUAGAGAAAUUUAACUACUUGAAAACAAAACUUAUUGGCGAAGCUCGUAUUGCCGAAGCAGGACUUACACUUUCGAAUGGAAACUAUAAAGUAGCAGUUGAUAUUUUAGAGAAAAGGUUUGGAAAUCCCCCAAGAAAUUAUUGA
Mercenaria mercenaria is the source of this 732-nucleotide messenger RNA. RefSeq lists its product as uncharacterized. The record is from RefSeq and is a predicted model, not a curated record. Lineage: Eukaryota; Metazoa; Mollusca; Bivalvia; Venerida; Veneridae. The transcript has a single exon. The coding region runs from base 1 to 732 and encodes 243 amino acids.